Impatiens glandulifera is the source of this 1221-nucleotide messenger RNA. RefSeq names its product putative pectate lyase 2. The transcript has 3 exons. The record is from RefSeq and is a predicted model, not a curated record. Bases 1 to 1221 code for a protein of 406 amino acids. Gene Ontology annotation, molecular function: pectate lyase activity. NCBI's taxonomy places the organism in Eukaryota, Viridiplantae, Streptophyta, Magnoliopsida, Ericales, Balsaminaceae.
AUGGCACACAAAACUCUACUCAUAUGGCUAACUUUAUACCUUUAUCUAGCUUGUUUGGCAUCAACUUUACAAGCUUAUGAUUAUAAGGGUCACAAACAUCCAACGGGUGGAAAACAUAAUGGAUCGGUGCCUCACAAAAGUUACGGUGGAAAGAAACCGGGUGGUAAAGUUAUGAACUUGAUAGACUCGUGCUGGCGUUCAGACCGCAACUGGGCAUCCAACCGAAAAGCCUUAGCCGAUUGUGUUGUGGGCUUUGGCAAUGCUGCCAUAGGAGGAAAGAAUGGGAAGAUAUAUGUUGUCACCGAUCCUUCCGAUGAUGCGUCGAAUCCAAAACCGGGGACUCUUAGAUAUGGAGUAACUAGGUCAGAGCCGUUAUGGAUUAUUUUCAAGCAUGACAUGUCGCUAGUCCUUGAAAACGAGUUAUUGGUUAAUAGUUUCAAGACAAUCGACGGGAGAGGUGCCAAAGUUGUGAUUUCGAAUGGACCAUGCAUUACGAUACCUAGUGUGAGCCAUGUGAUUAUUCAUGGGAUUAGUGUUCACGAUUGCAAGCCAAGUAAGCCUGGCAUGGUGAUGAGUAAUCCGUAUCAUGUGGGAGAACGAGAAGGAUCCGAUGGAGAUUCCAUAACUGUAUUUUCUUCUACCGAUAUAUGGAUCGAUCAUUGUUAUCUAGCUAGAGCAACCGACGGUCUUCUAGAUGUCACCCAUUCCUCGACUCGUGUUACUAUCUCUAAUAAUUAUUUCACCCAACAUGACAAAGUGAUGUUGCUCGGUCAUAGAGAUGGAUACACCGAGGAUGAAGGUUUGAAAGUCACGGUAGUUUUCAAUUACUUCGGACCCAAGCUAGUGCAACGUAUGCCUAGGGUUAGAUAUGGUUAUGCACAUGUGGCCAACAACCGGUAUGACGAAUGGAUAAUGUAUGCCAUCGGUGGGAGCUCAGAUCCAACUAUCUUAAGUGAAGGAAACUACUUUGUUGCAUCGAACGAUCCCAUUGCUAAACAGGUUACAAAGAGGGAGACUGAUGAGAAAUGGGCUGGAUGGAAAUGGAAGUCAUCUUCAAAGGAUGUGUUCAUUAAUGGGGCAUAUUUUGUUCCUUCUGGAUAUGGAAGUUGUGAUCCUCCUUACAAUAAAGCUCAAGUUUUUAAUGUUGCUCAAGGUUCUAUGGUUCCUUCAUUGACUUCCGAUGCUGGCCCUCUACAUUGUCAACCAUAUCAAGCCUGCUGA